Molecule: messenger RNA, 4437 nt
Organism: Copidosoma floridanum
Lineage: Eukaryota; Metazoa; Arthropoda; Insecta; Hymenoptera; Encyrtidae
Cellular component (GO): plasma membrane
Source: RefSeq, a predicted model, not a curated record
UGAUAUUGAGACAACGAGUCCUCACUGAUUGAAAAGGUCAUCUGAGAUUUCAAACAGGGGAAGAAAAAAGGUUGAGAGGAAAAAGAAGAGCGAGAGAAGAAGGAGGCUUGAGGGAUGUUGGCGAGGUUGGCGAUGGCGUGCCCAGAACUGCGGCUCGGUCUCCUGCUUCUUCUUUCACUGUUUGGCCAUCUCUGCCACGCUCAGUUUACCUGGACGCCCAUUUACGUUGGCGGUGAGAGCCAAAUCGACCUCUGGACGCAGAGCAUGAGCGGCUGUUCGUGCGGCUUCAACUCAUCACAAACGGCCUGCGCGUGUUGCGUACCACGAGGUGGAUGCAGCUGCGGCGCCGCCAUGCCCAACAGAUGCACCCAGUGCGGCCUCGAAAAUUACUGCUCAAAAAUGUGCAACGUGACGCUGGACAGUAGGCAGUUGUUCAGCAAAUCGGAUCGGGGCUUCGGUCAAAUAAAGUCUCCGCAGCUGCAGGGGCCCUCCUCGUGCACCUACAGGUUCGUGCCGGACACUGGCCAACGAGUGGAGCUCCAGGUCUGGCGGAUCAUAUCCAUUGGGCGGCACAACGGCACUGCGUGCGAGGGUGGAUGGCUGGAAUUCGAAGGUGGGCCAAGGAUAUGUGGACGUGACUUACGACUGCAUCAGCCCAUUGUACUUUUCUCCGACAAACCAGAGCCGAUUUUGCGUGUACAGAUAAACGAGGUUACCGAGAGGUCACUGGUCUACGCCUUCUACAGCUUUGCGUCCACCGCGAGCACGUCAGUUGGUUGGCCGGCCAGGGGUGGCAGGCAGCUACCCGAUACCGAAUGCGAUUGGAUUUACGAGGAGCACCAGUGCCACAGGGGCUGCGUUUUAGCGAGUCCCGGAUACCCAGGCCUGUACCCGCCAAAUUCAAGGUGUCGAUAUCUCAUUACCUCCAAUCGAACUGUCACCAUCAGUAUCUCCUUCACUGCUGUUUUCAUGCCCAUGACGCACUGUACGAGUGAUUACAUCGCCGUUUACGCCGGUCAGACGACGAACAGCGCACUACUGAGGACACUGUGCGAAAAAAAGACGGGCAGUGUGGUGCACGUCGGGAGGGACCUCCUCGUUGAAUUUAGAUCUGGCGCUGAAGUUUCGCCCUUCGACUACAACGGAUUCGUCGCCACACUGAAUUUUGUUGAAAUAACGACAGAAGCACCCACGACUGCGAGCACUACAACGACUGUUGUCGAGAGCACGAGCAAAGCACAGCUAAUUCACUUGGAGAACGGCUUGGAUGCGUUGGUGGACAGUCCAUACUCGGUGACAUCGCCAAGUGGCAGCCAACAGCAGCAGCGCAACGGCAGUACUUCAGGAGCACAUCACCAGCGCUCCAACUGCGAUGUCGAGGUCAGUGGUGACAAGUUGAGGAUGGGCUUCCAGAGUACGCGCAGUCGGACCGCGAUCUUGGCUGCUCUGCCCGUCGUCUGUCGGCUCAGCCUCAUCGGACGCGACUACGACACCGUCCACGUGUCUUUGGCCAACUACAGUCUCAACUCGGGCGCCUGCAAAUCGCAGAUCGAAGUGUUGGGCGGCCUGAUGAAUGAUAAAAGUUCUCCGAGCAGUGCCAAAUCGAUAGGAAAAAUAUGCAGCAACGAUAACGAGAUAGCCCAUAAUCAGAAACAGACGUCGUCGAACGAGCACAACGAGCUCAAAAGGUUCUCGUCGAGCAGCAGAAACAUGACAAUCAUACUGACGCGAGCCACCGACGAAGACUACAUGGAUGUUUCGUACUACUUCCACAACGAGCGUGAGUCUGGGACACAGCAACCCAAAACUCACUGCGACGUCGAGUACUACGGUCUGAGGUCACCGAGGACGGGUAAGGUGGUACAUCCCAAGGUCAACAGGUUCAGCUCGGGAAACGUCAAAUGCAAGCAGUACUUUAUACCAGCAGCCAACCAGGCGGUCAUCAUAACGUUGAACAGUACAAUGAACCAGACGCACGACAGCCAGUGCACGACGCAGUGCGGCGAUCAGGGCUGCAGGUGCGCGAGCAACCGCUCGCUCGACGACAUCGACCACCUGCUCCUCGUCUCGCGAGUCCACGGCAACACGCUGGCAUGUCUCUGUGGAAACAAUCGGGAUUGGCUGCCGGUCGAGUUCUGGAGCACGACACCGGUGUACAUCGAGUGGUCGAGGUCGAGCCACACGAGCCUCAAUCUGAGCGCAGACUACGAGUUUGCCGACGACACGUUCUGCGGCUCGUAUCAGGCAAUCGCCGGGAAACUCGAGGGGGAAAUACGCGCCGGCUUCUCGGCCAACUUCAGCUUCGCCCUCAACCGGUACUACCAGCAAAAGUGCACUUAUCUGAUCGAGGUGCCAGCAAACCGAGAACUCGUCAUCAUGAUCGAGUCUUCCCAGACGAGACCGUGUACAGCUUGGAAUCUGACGGUGCACGAGUACAACAAGACCAGCGCGAACAACGAGGGCCCGAGGCUGCACACCUUCUGCUCCCGGGACAUUGCGAGGAACUUUACCAUCGGCCAAGAGAAGCGCUCCGUCAUCGUCAAGUUGCAAGCACUGGGUCGCACGGCUCCGCAGUACGUGCUGAGGUGGCGGAGCCAAAGUGCAACGAAGCCUCGCAACAAGAACUCGCCGAGCAGUAGCAUCAACGUGGCGAUGGUCAGCUCCUCGGCGAGUCCCAGCUUUGGUGGGUCCACGUUAUUCUUGCUGCUGUUGGUACUAAGGGCCACUGUAGUGACUGUCUUGUCCUCCUCGGACCUUGGGCGUAUUGUUGUGUAUGCUGUGCGAUAAAAUGAGCCCACGCCAAGAUACAUCUGUUGGUACCAUCGAAACAAUUCAUAUGUAUUAUCAUAUUAUAUUUAAAGACAAUUGGGAUUUUUGUAAGAUGAUGCAAAACGAGACGAAAGAGUGUGAGAGUAAAUCGCUAGAAUUGGAGUGCAAUAUAGGUGGCCAAGAGGUAUUUUUUACGAUUAGAUGACAAGUAUGUGCGGACUGUUUCAAGGAUGAAUUCCUGCUGUGCUACGUAUUUUUCGUUAUUCAGUGCUCGAUCGAAUUUCUAAAUACCAGCGAUCGAAUUGAUAAUUGUUAAAUUUUUAUUUUUAAUAAUACCCUCAUUGUAAUCGGUUUAGAUUGUUUCUCAUCAUCUCUGAUUGACAUCAUUCACCACAUUUUACGUGUAUGAAAAGGUUUAUUUUUAGCUAGAUGGUAAAGAAAUUUUUUGUACCUAUACGUGUAUAAAUUAAAAGAUCGUGUACAUAAGACAUACGUGUUUUUGCACUUUCACGAGGUCGCAAAUCAUUGAGUUUUUCGAAACAUUGUACAAAACGACCGUGAGCUGAUGGUAAAAUAUUACUAGUAUAAUUGUACAGUACACCAAAUGUAAUGAAUUAUCAUUAAACGCAGUGUGGAAUUAUUGUAAAUUAUGAAUAAAAAUAACGAUGAAUAAUGAAUUCCGUAAUGACGAGCGUUUGUAUGAAAGCGGAGGAAAAAAAGCAACAAUGUAUUUUAAUGAACGAGCUUCGCCUGUCCCCGGCAGUACUCGAUUUUAUUGUUAACCCGUAGGUUGAUCGUUCAGAAUUGUCGUGCCUAACAUUUUUAUUUGGCAAAUUUAUUGCAGGCAAUAAAAAUUAAACUUGACAUUUAGCGAAAACCAAUGCUUCUUUUGCUUCGUUAGAGAAAUAAGGGCUGGUGGGGGUGACAAUUUGUCACCCGUGGAGGUGAAUGUACAUAUACUAUAAAUCACAACAAGAAUAAUAAUUGUAGACAAGCAAAUACCAAUACACGAGCCACUCUGAGCGAUCAAUUGUUGAUGAAUCUUAUUGAUUAUUAUUAAGAAUAAACCAAUAAAUAAACUUAAUAGAAUAAAUAUACGUGUAUCAACAGUAUAAACGAAAUAGGGUUUGAUAAAAAAAAUAACAAAUAAAUAAUAAACAAUAUGUUACGCAUCUAAUAGGAAUGAAAAAUAAAGUAUGCAUCUGGUCUCAUGGCAGCAUGCGGUCCGAGACUUUUCAAGUGUAAAAAAGUCUAGUUUCCAUUGAAACGUAACGAAAAUCGAUUCAAAUAAAAAACUAUUAAUUCUAUUGGAUUGAGAAAAAAGGGCUCGAGAGCGUUUGUUCACAAAAUAAAAAUGAAUAGGCUUUAGUGAAAAUUAAGAGACAUGCUAUGUAAUUACUGUUACUAUAAACAACAAAGAAUAUGGCCCUUCUAACUUUUAAAUCCGAUAAAACGGAUCAAAUGAACUUGAAAAAUGACGUUAGUGUUGAUCGAAUGAUUUUUGUUUAUUAAAAGUCAGUUAAAAAAACGUUGAAUUGAAGAUUGUAAGAAUAGUCUUGUUCGGGACAAACCAUAAUGAUUGAUUUCGAUCAUAGGAUAAAACACGCCCUUGAGCCGUAGAGUAUAGUCACUGUAAAUAAAUGAAUCUGAAAAAAAAAAUCGAAUUUU